This is a messenger RNA of Podarcis raffonei (Aeolian wall lizard), 2188 nucleotides long. RefSeq names its product RNA binding motif protein 22 (gene RBM22). NCBI's taxonomy places the organism in Eukaryota, Metazoa, Chordata, Lepidosauria, Squamata, Lacertidae. The coding region runs from base 71 to 1336 and encodes 421 amino acids. Gene Ontology annotation, molecular function: U6 snRNA binding; metal ion binding; pre-mRNA binding. The transcript has 11 exons. The record is from RefSeq and is a predicted model, not a curated record. Gene Ontology annotation, cellular component: Prp19 complex; U2-type catalytic step 1 spliceosome; U2-type catalytic step 2 spliceosome.
GAGGUUACGUGUGGAGCGCUUCCGGCGUGCCGACAGUCUACUUCCGGGCGCCCCUGUUCGGCGUGCCAAGAUGGCGACGUCUCUGGGAUCCAACACGUAUAAUCGGCAGAACUGGGAGGAUGCGGAUUUCCCCAUUUUGUGCCAGACAUGUCUUGGAGAAAACCCCUAUAUUCGAAUGACCAAAGAGAAAUAUGGAAAAGAAUGCAAGAUCUGUGCUAGGCCAUUCACAGUAUUUCGUUGGUGCCCGGGUGUACGGAUGCGCUUUAAGAAGACAGAAGUGUGCCAAACAUGCAGCAAGCUGAAAAAUGUUUGUCAGACCUGCCUUCUUGACCUGGAGUAUGGUUUGCCUAUUCAGGUUCGAGAUGCUGGACUCUCGCUUAAAGAUGAUAUGCCCAAGUCGGAUGUUAACAAAGAGUAUUACACCCAAAAUAUGGAAAGAGAGAUCAUGAACUCUGAUGGCACCCGACCUGUUGGUGCUUUAGGAAAGGCAACAUCCACGAGUGACAUGUUGCUGAAACUGGCUCGGACCACACCUUACUAUAAACGCAACCGUCCACAUAUCUGUUCAUUCUGGGUGAAAGGAGAGUGCAAAAGAGGAGAAGAAUGUCCCUACAGACAUGAGAAACCUACAGAUCCAGAUGAUCCGCUUGCAGAUCAGAAUAUCAAAGAUCGUUACUAUGGAAUUAAUGAUCCUGUGGCUGACAAGCUUCUCAAACGAGCUUCCACAAUGCCUCGUUUGGACCCACCUGAUGACAAGACAAUUACAACGCUGUAUGUAGGUGGCCUGGGUGACACCAUCACUGAGACUGACCUUAGGAAUCACUUCUAUCAGUUUGGUGAGAUCCGGACAAUAACUGUUGUGCAGAGGCAACAGUGUGCAUUUAUCCAGUUUGCUACCCGACAAGCUGCAGAAGUGGCAGCAGAGAAGUCCUUCAACAAGCUCAUUGUCAAUGGUCGCAGGCUUAAUGUGAAAUGGGGCAGGUCUCAAGCAGCCAGAGGAAAAGAAAAGGAAAGAGAAGGAAUCACAGAAUCCGGUAUAAAACUGGAGCCAGUGCCGGGAUUACCUGGAGCUCUUCCUCCUCCUCCUGCAGCAGAAGAGGAGGCAGCCUCCGCAAACUACUUCAACCUACCUCCCAGUGGCCCUCCAGCUGUGGUGAACAUUGCCCUGCCACCCCCUCCUGGCAUUGCUCCACCCCCACCCCCAGGUUUUGGGCCACACAUGUUUCAUGCGAUGGCUCCUCCGCCUCCUUUCAUGAGAGCUCCGGGUCCUAUCCAUUAUCCUUCUCAAGAUCCACAGAGAAUGGGUGCCCAUGCCGGGAAGCACAACAGCCCCUAACAUCGCAAGAUCAUUCUCAUUGUUUAUUUUCUUCUUCUUCUUUGUUUUUUUUAUGGAACUUUACGUUGGUAGCAUACCGCAUUCAGUUACAAUGUGCAGGAAACAAAAUAUCUCUCCUUCAUAGUCACACGGCCCUGGUUCAGUCCAGCUGUGUUACACAAACAAAAAACCAGAUCACUUGUAUAACCAAAGAACUUGAUACAAGUAUUUUGAGGAAACAGUGGCUUUUUUUUAAAAUGACCUAGAGGAAUUUUAAUUAUAGUAGAACUACAAAUCCCAUCAGCGUUUUCAAUUUUGCAUACUUUCAAAUAAACUAGUCUUUGGCAACAAAACGAGACACCCUCCUUUAAGACAGUUUGGUAAUCCCCAGUGGAAACUACCCAACAUUGUUCAGAAUGGCCUGGAAAGCCCUUCAGUAGUAAUCUGUCUGAAUGUCAAAUUACUGUGUUGCCAUUAAAACUAGAUUCAAGUUUCUCUUGGCGCUGAGCUGGAAUGGAAAGAUACAGGGAGGUCAUAGACUAUAAUGAGGGGCAUACGGAUGCUGUGCCACUUUCUAUUCAACGCUGUUUCCCAUCAUUCAUGAUUCUGUCUGUGAUGCAUGCUACCAAAAUGUUGAGGCGGCAGCAUUGCAUGCUUGUUAAAACCUCUGUUAAAGGGGUUGGUGACUCUCUGAGUUGUGACUUACGUGGCCUUCAUGUCCAUUUGCUACUGAAACUAGUCUGGUUUAUUUCCUAACGCAACACUUGAUUACUGAUGGCUCUUUUAGAUACGUGUUUUCGGUAUUUACCCUGUACCAUCUGUUUUUCUGCAUCAAGUCUGUCAUGUGUCCUAGUAAAGAGAAUCAUAUUUUUA